Pecten maximus is the source of this 1200-nucleotide messenger RNA. Its product is annotated as histidine-rich glycoprotein-like. Bases 1 to 1200 code for a protein of 399 amino acids. NCBI's taxonomy places the organism in Eukaryota, Metazoa, Mollusca, Bivalvia, Pectinida, Pectinidae. The record is from RefSeq and is a predicted model, not a curated record. Gene Ontology annotation, biological process: removal of superoxide radicals. The transcript has 4 exons. Gene Ontology annotation, molecular function: copper ion binding; superoxide dismutase activity.
AUGGUUAACGACUGUGUUAGGGUUGACCCUCUGGAGAAUGUACUUCUUCUCAACUACUGCGUCCAUAAUACCAACUUAUACUUUUAUUGCUUACAGCCCCAUGAUGACGAAGUGAAAGUCAUCUACAAACUCAGGAAUCUGAAGCCACACGUUCCGCAUGGUAUUCACAUUCAUGAGAUAGGUGACAUGACGCAGAGCUGUAAUUCCAUUGGAGGACACUACAACCCUACCCACAAACAUCACGGAAAGCAUGGAACUCCUGACAGCCACGUUGGAGAUCUUGGAAGCAUUGAAGGCGAUGAGCAUACAGUAUAUACACACACUCAAAAGAUCCACACUGACUUACAUGACCUCAUUGGACGUUCUAUUGCCAUUAAUGCCGGAGCUGAUGACAGCCAUGGCAGCCAUGGUGGUCCAGUAGCGUGCUGUGUCAUUGGACGUAGCCACGAUGGCCACCAGUCUCAUCAUGAAGAUGAGCAUCACAAUGUUGACCACCAUAACGACGACCACCACGUCGACGUUCAACACGGCAAUGCCUACCACGCAAGCCCCGCCCCCGUAGUCCGCUACCGUAGCCAUGGCGGCCACGGCGGUGACGGCGGCCACGGCGGUCAUGGCGACCACGGUGGCCACGGCAGCCACGGCGGACAUGGUGGCCACCAUGACGACAACCACCACGAUGAUGGCCCCCAUAACGCCUGUCACCACGGUGACGGAGGGUACGGCGGCGACGGUGGCGAUGGUGGCCACCACGGUUACGGUGGUGACGGCCACCACAAAGACGAACAUCACGAUGAUGGCCAUCACAACGAUAGCCACCACGCCGAAGGACACCACGACGACGGUCACCACGAUGACGGACAUCACGACGAUGGCCACCACGACGAUAGCCACCACGCCGAAGGACACCACGACGACGGUCACCACGAUGACGGACAUCACGACGAUGGCCACCACGACGAUGGCACCACCUCGACGGUCACCAUGAUGAUGGACACCACGACGAUGACCACCAUGACAAUGGACACCCCAAAGACGAACACCACGACGACGGUCACCACGUCGACAUCCAUGACACCCAUGACGUUCAUGGAUAGACUUUAUGAUAGGAUAAUACAUGAGGACGUUUACUCGAUCGAUUGUUCCCUUUUAUUGAACAUAGCUACUGUUCUAAAUCUUUUGUUUAUUGUGAAUUUAUAA